GCCCGCGCCCCGCGGCAGCUCCGCAGUGCUCUCGCCGCCGCCGCUCUGCCAGACCCGCUGCUCGUCCGCCCGCCCGCCGGUCCCGUCCGGAGCGAGCCUGGAGCGCGGGCCGAGAGGGUCAUGAGCCAGAGUGCCCCCGGGCGCUGCGGGGAGAGCAAGCGGAGAUAGCGGCCUCGGGUCGUCCGGCCCUCGCUGCCUCGUCCUUGCAUCCCCAGCUCCUUCUGUACUCCCCUGAGCCCCCUCGGGCUCGGCCGCCGCCAUGGCCACCCUACUCCGCAGCAAGCUGUCCAAUGUUGCCACGUCGGUAUCCAACAAGUCCCAGGCCAAGGUUAGCGGCAUGUUUGCCAGGAUGGGCUUUCAGGCGGCCACGGACGAGGAGGCGGUAGGCUUCGCGCACUGCGACGAUCUCGACUUUGAGCACCGACAGGGCCUGCAGAUGGACAUCCUGAAAGCCGAGGGUGAGCCCUGCGGGGAUGAGGGCGCUGAACCGCCCGUCGAGGGAGACAUCCAUUAUCAGCGCGGCGGCGGCGGCGUGCCUCUGCCGCCCUCGGGCUCCAAGGACCAGGCCGUGGGGCCUGGUGGCGAGUUCGGGGGCCAAGACAAGCCCAAGAUCACAGCGUGGGAGGCGGGCUGGAACGUGACCAAUGCCAUCCAGGGCAUGUUCGUGCUGGGCUUGCCGUAUGCCAUCCUGCAUGGCGGCUACCUGGGGCUGUUCCUCAUCAUCUUCGCCGCCGUUGUGUGCUGCUACACCGGCAAGAUCCUCAUCGCGUGCCUGUACGAGGAAAACGAGGACGGAGAAGUGGUGCGCGUGCGGGACUCGUAUGUGGCUAUCGCCAACGCGUGUUGUGCCCCACGCUUCCCCACGCUGGGCGGCCGCGUGGUGAACGUGGCACAGAUCAUCGAGCUGGUCAUGACAUGCAUCCUAUACGUAGUGGUGAGUGGCAACCUCAUGUAUAACAGCUUCCCGGGGCUGCCAGUGUCGCAGAAGUCCUGGUCCAUCAUUGCUACGGCCGUGCUGCUGCCCUGCGCCUUCCUCAAGAACCUCAAGGCCGUGUCCAAGUUCAGCCUGCUAUGCACUCUGGCCCACUUUGUCAUCAACAUCCUGGUCAUCGCCUACUGCCUAUCGCGGGCACGUGACUGGGCCUGGGAGAAGGUUAAGUUCUAUAUCGACGUUAAGAAGUUCCCCAUAUCCAUUGGCAUUAUUGUGUUCAGCUACACAUCGCAGAUCUUCCUGCCUUCGCUCGAGGGCAACAUGCAGCAGCCCAGCGAGUUCCACUGCAUGAUGAACUGGACUCAUAUAGCUGCCUGCGUGCUCAAGGGCCUCUUCGCGCUCGUCGCCUACCUCACUUGGGCCGACGACACCAAGGAGGUCAUCACGGAUAACCUGCCGGGCUCCAUCCGCGCCGUAGUUAACAUCUUCUUGGUGGCCAAGGCGCUCUUGUCUUACCCGUUGCCUUUCUUCGCUGCUGUCGAGGUGCUGGAAAAGUCGCUCUUCCAGGAGGGCAGCCGCGCCUUCUUCCCCGCUUGCUACGGCGGCGACGGGCGCCUCAAGUCCUGGGGGCUGACGCUGCGUUGCGCGCUCGUUGUCUUCACCCUUCUCAUGGCCAUCUACGUGCCGCACUUCGCGCUGCUCAUGGGCCUGACAGGCAGCCUCACCGGCGCGGGCCUCUGCUUCCUGCUGCCCAGCCUCUUCCACCUGCGCCUGCUCUGGCGCAAGCUGCUGUGGCACCAAGUCUUCUUUGACGUCGCCAUCUUCGUCAUCGGUGGCAUUUGCAGCGUGUCCGGCUUCAUACAUUCGCUGGAGGGCCUCAUCGAGGCCUACCGAACCAACUCGGAGGACUAGAGUUCCAGGGCGCCCCGGCCACGCCCCCGCGCUCUCCCCCACCGUCUCAUCCACCCCUGCCCCCGCCUGCCCAACUCUCCUCCACCCUCCCUAGCCCCGUGCGCCCUGCCGCUGCGCUUGGGAAGCCAAGCUUGCAACAUCUCUGGUUCCUAGUUUCUGAUUAUUCGGGGAAUGGGGGGUGGGGGGAUCGGGAUCCAUGAUCCAUCCCGUCUGCGUUUCUGUUGUUCUGUCUUUUCCAUGACGCCCUGGUUUGGAUGAGUCGGGCGAAUUUGUGGGUAGAAUUUUCUGUCCUUCCGGGAGCUGUCCCAACGCUAGGGUCCCAGCCACCGGGGAGGGAGGGGAGGAAGAGGGGACACAGCUCGCAGGCGCGAAAACGACCUUGGGGGGACAUUUCACAACCAUCCAGUGCUCGGAAAUCUGCCGCGUCCAGUCUUUUCUAGCAAGAGCUCUUCCCAUUCCGGAGACAUUUCAAUCCUGCAGCGGGAAAGCCUAGCCGGGAAUUCCGUUUCUGGUGGGAGAUUUCCUCCAGUUAAACGGAUAGGCAAGAAGCCACAGGGGGCCAUCUUGCCUGCCUGUUUUCAGGAAUCCAAACUCAUCUUGUGCAAUUUAUCAGAUUGUGGAACUGUUCUACUGUGCGUGUGGUGUGUUCGUGGUGAUAAGAUGAAAUGUAUAUCAGAAAAAAAUCUAUCUCUAACUUAGAGUGCGGUGCAUAAUUAUAUCCGCAAAUAAAGAAGAAACAAAGGC
This is a messenger RNA of Chrysochloris asiatica (Cape golden mole), 2587 nucleotides long. RefSeq names its product solute carrier family 32 (GABA vesicular transporter), member 1 (gene SLC32A1). Gene Ontology annotation, molecular function: amino acid transmembrane transporter activity. Gene Ontology annotation, cellular component: vacuolar membrane. NCBI's taxonomy places the organism in Eukaryota, Metazoa, Chordata, Mammalia, Afrosoricida, Chrysochloridae. The record is from RefSeq and is a predicted model, not a curated record. Gene Ontology annotation, biological process: amino acid transmembrane transport. The transcript has 2 exons. Bases 260 to 1843 code for a protein of 527 amino acids.